Corythoichthys intestinalis (scribbled pipefish) is the source of this 2290-nucleotide messenger RNA. It is a transcript of the gene cnn1b, whose product is annotated as calponin 1, basic, smooth muscle, b. Bases 213 to 1109 code for a protein of 298 amino acids. Gene Ontology annotation, molecular function: actin filament binding. The record is from RefSeq and is a predicted model, not a curated record. Gene Ontology annotation, cellular component: actin cytoskeleton. The transcript has 7 exons. Lineage: Eukaryota; Metazoa; Chordata; Actinopteri; Syngnathiformes; Syngnathidae. Gene Ontology annotation, biological process: actin filament organization; actomyosin structure organization.
CCAGCGUUUAAAGCACAUUCUGAAAAGUGUCGGAAAGUUGCCUCCACACUUCAGCGCCAGGUCCAAACGGGACGGCUUCGAAUAAAAUAAGAAACUAACGGAUAACUUGGGGACUUUCCCGAGUGCUUCAUUUGUCCUGGACUCACAACUCUGACCAUUUCGCCGAUUUUAAAGCUCUGCCUCCUUUCAUUGUAAAUAGACUCAACAGCAACAUGUCACAACAUUUCAGGAGUGGACCUGCAUUCGGACUUUCUGCCGAGGUCAAGAGUAAGUUGGCAGGGAAGUAUGAUCCUCAUAUGGAGGAGGCUCUUAGGCUCUGGAUCCAGGAUGUGACCAGCAACAAAAUUGGAGAAAACUUCAUGGAGAGUCUGAAAGAUGGAGUCCUGCUCUGCGAACUCAUUAAUGUUCUCCAGCCGGGUUCUGUGAAAAAGAUCAACCGCUCUAGUCAAAACUGGCACCAGUUGGAAAACAUUGGAAAUUUUGUCCGCGCAAUCACAGAAUAUGGCCUGAAACCUCAUGAUAUCUUUGAAGCCAAUGACUUGUUUGAGAAUGUCAACCAUACUCAGGUUCAAUCCACUCUCAUCGCUCUGGCAGGAAUGGCCAAGUCGAAAGGGUUCCACUCAAAGUACGACAUAGGAGUGAAGUAUGCUGAGAAGCAACAGCGUCGUUUUGCUCCAGAGAAGCUCAGGGAGGGACGCAACAUUAUCGGCUUGCAGAUGGGCACCAAUAAACUUGCCAGUCAAAAAGGUAUGACUUCUUACGGUACAAGGCGCCAUCUUUAUGACUCAAGAAUGGGCAUGGACAAUCCAAUGGACCAGUCAACUAUCAGUCUACAGAUGGGUACAAACAAAGGAGCCAACCAGUCUGGUAUGACAGCACCAGGAACAAGAAGACACAUCUUUGACAAGAAGUUGGAGCUGGAGAACUGUGACACCAGCACUAUAUCACUGCAGAUGGGCACCAACAAAGUUGCAUCCCAGCAGGGGAUGACCACCUAUGGGCUCCCCCGUCAGGUCUAUGACAACAAAUACUGCGCCAACCCUUCUGAAACCUACUUCAACAAUGGAAGUGAGGUUGAGUUUGAUGGCUACAACCAGUACUCUGACUAAGAAAACCACAGGCAGCCUCAAAAACCCACCUCCCAACUCUUCUUUGCUAAACCUUAGACAAACAACCAUGACUUUGUGAUGAGCGACCCCCUCUUCCAGACUGUUAUUUAAACACAGAUUUGAUGUCAUUGUCACCGCCAUCCCCCCUCUUUUUCUUAACAUUUUUACUCUUGGGAAAUGUUUCUCUUUCCAUGAGUAAAACAGUAGUGUUUAGUUUACAUCCUAACUUUCAUCUUGUGGCCAACCUCUGUAUUUAAUCACUGCUAGAGUGACCCUGUCACUCAAGAGGCUAAUAUUUAAUUUCUAUGCUAUUUAUAGAUCAUUUUUAUGACAUAUUCCCACAUUGGAAUCAGAGAGCCAGACAAAUGAAAUUUGGCAGUUUUUGCCAUUGACAAGUUAUGUUGGUGCUACUGAUCUUAAAGAAGAAUCCAUGUCCUCUUUGAAAUUUAACAGGCUGACAAGAGUGAAAUAUACAGGACUAAUAGACCUUGAGUAUAUUUACUUUUGAGCACCUACAUUGAUAUAAUCUCGUCAUCCACCUAUCAAAUGACCCAUUAAUCCAGGCAUAUGCUACUGUAUCCCAAUCAAUGUGGUUUGUGUCGAACGUUACCUCAAAUUUUGGCUGUUAAGUAUAAUGAACCAUAAGGGUGGCCAAAAACUGGUGUAUAACAAUAGUACGACAUUGGACAGCGUUCAGAAUUUGAUUAUUGCAUACAACUUCCUUUUGCCUUAGAAUUCCCGUCUUGACGCUGUUGCUCCACUUGUUACCUGCCUUUACUUUUGUGCAGAAAACGUAUUGAUACUGUUAAGUAUGCACACCAAUUUCUAUUUUUUGAAGAGACCAUAUCGCAUUGCUGUAACUCACCAAAUGUCUUGAAUGUAAUGUUGCUGUUAGUGCCACAAGCUGCUGCUGGAUAGUUACGCUAAGAAAGCAGGAAUAUGCGUAUAAUCAAUGUGCAUGAGUCCACCAGGGUUGGAGUACAUAUUUCAGAUGGAGUUCCACAGUGUGGUUCAUAUUGUUGAGAUGUACAGUCACUUGCUAUAAUUGAUAGCCUCGCAGCUUGGAGAAGAGCACCAUCUAGUGUUUUAAAAGUUUCACACAAGACAAAAACCAUGUACUGAGUCAUCAGUCAAAUCUUUUAACAUUCCUUUAAUUGAAUAAAAUGAAUGCGAGCAAUGAA